Molecule: messenger RNA, 1833 nt
Organism: Ordospora pajunii
Lineage: Eukaryota; Fungi; Microsporidia; Ordosporidae
Product: putative gamma-tubulin complex protein
Exons: 1
Coding region: 1-1833 (610 amino acids)
Biological process (GO): meiotic cell cycle; microtubule nucleation; mitotic cell cycle
Cellular component (GO): spindle pole; centrosome; gamma-tubulin complex
Molecular function (GO): gamma-tubulin binding; microtubule minus-end binding
Source: RefSeq, a predicted model, not a curated record
AUGCAGGAGUUACUUAAAGGUUUGAUUAGCUCAAUAUUCAAGGGUGGAAGAGUGCAGCCUUCGCCUCUUCUUAUUGAGAGUGUGCUGAAGCACACACGUAUAUCCAGUAGUGCCGUGGACGAAACAGACCUGGAAAGACUCGUCAAGGCAAGGUCAUACAAUGCAUAUCUCAUGUACCGAAGAAUGUUCAAAACCGAUGCUGACAAAAUAAUGUUCUACAUAAUCGUAAGGAUGUCAAACUCGCAGUCUUCAAUUGCCGAUGAGCUGAACAGAAACCUCAAGAAAGGCGCAUUAGGAUUCGAAACAUCGUACUUUACAGAUCAUGGAAUUGGGUAUAUUAGGGACAAAAUAGACCUGCACACAUGCACAAUUGUUUUCCAAGUAUAUCAGAAUGCAUGCAUUUACAAAAAGCUCAAGUGUUUGCAAUCUUUCCACUCAAAGGCACAUUCGCAAUUCUACAGAGUUGUCAGGGAGGAACUUGAAAUAUAUGAAUGUGCUGUAAUGGCACAGGAAGACGAGCUAUUGGAGUUCUAUUCAGGAAUGUAUUCUGCGUAUAUAAAGCUGCAGAUUAUUCACCAACUCAACGAAUGCUUUGCCGAUUAUCCGAAGAUGCCAUUUGAGUUUCUGAAGCCUGAUCUGUAUUCAGGCCGCACAUUCUACAGAAAGGUGCUUGAAUCGAGCUUUUUACACAUCAACAGGUGUUUGAACUCUUUUGUGUCUCGAGGAGAGUUCAGUGACGAUACAAACGAGUUUUUUAUUUGUAAAAACGUGUCUACGAAUCCAUGGGAUGAGUUUACGGUUGAUUUUGGCCUUGUUCCCAGAUUUGUUUGCAAUAAGGUGAUUGAGAAGAUACUGUAUAUAGGUAAGUGUGCAUUGCUUGUUAGAAAGUACAAUCCUGGUGGUGUGGAUGGGACGCAUGUGCUUGAGAUCGAUGGCUACGCAGAAAGCAAAGGAAAAUGCAUACUUGGAGUUGAAGAUGCAUAUGAAGACUGGCGCAGGCAUGCCUGUCUCGACAUCCUCAGCCAUAAUCUAGCCGAUGAUGUUGAUUUGGCCCUUGCUAUAGCCAAUAAGCAGGUGGAAGAAAGGUUUUUGAAAGACAUGAGGAUCUGGAAGCAUAUAGACGGCGCAAGAAACAGUUUUCUCUUUGGACGAGGCGACUUUAUAGAAACGCUUUUUAUGUAUCUAAAAGAUAGCAGAAACCUCAGCAGCAAGAGUUUCAGUUAUGUUCUUGACAUGGCUGUCAGAAACACAUAUGGACAGGUGGAUGAGUUUGCAUCUAGCCUGGGCGUGUACAUUGUCGAUGAAAAAAACAGAUACGAGAAUUUUGCGCUGUUUAGCCAUGUUGAGUAUCCUGCAAACAUGGUCAUCACGAACGAAUGCAUAUUGAAGCUUGUAAUGGUGUUUCAGUUUCUUUGGAAGCUGAAGCUUGUUGAGCAUCUUGUUCUGAAAUUCUCAGGGAUGGAGCUAGAAAAGCCUACAAGGAUAAGAAUUGCACUGUAUACGAGCUUAGUGUACAAGAUAAGCUAUUUUGUGUUUGAGGAGGUUAUUUCGCUCAGAUGGAGAUUUUCGCUGGCUGGUGGAGAGAUGCCUUUGAAUGACUUGAGGAAGGGCGUGGAAAGAUCGCUUGAUGCCAUUAUAUGCCAAAGCCAGAUUGGAGGAGGAAUGGAAAAGGCUCUUGAUGCACUGAGGGAUUGCCUGAUGGAUGCAGGCACGAGGAUGUCUGUAUUUGACGAUGCAAAGAUACAAAAAGUGCUUUUUGAAAUGGUUGAGAAGUCAGGAAGUAUGCUGAUUGGAACAUCGCUGUCUGAUCUUAGGAAGUAUGUGAUUGUGUAG